AUGCGUUUCUCCACCAUCGCCAUGAUCGCCGGUGCCGGCCUCGCCUCCGCCCAGGUUGAGUCUCUCAUCUCCUCGGUUGCCUCCUCCAUUGGUGGCGAGAUCUCCUCUGCUCUUCCCGGCGGUGCCUCCUCCGCCUUGAGCUCCGUCCAGUCUUCUAUCGGCUCCCAGAUCUCCUCCGCCAACAGCGCUGCCUCUUCCGCCAUCUCCUCCAUCGAGGGUGGUGCAUCCUCCGCUCUUGCCAGCAUCAGCUCUGAGGCCGCUACCGCAACUGGCAGUGCCGCUGCAUCUCUCUCCGGUGCUGCCUCUUCCCUCCGCUCCUCCGCCAGCGCGGCUGCCAGCUCUGCUCGCGCCUCCGGCUCUUCGGCUGCCUCCUCCGGCAUGGCCGCUGCUACUCAGGCUCCCGUUGCCAUGGGUGCCCUUGCUGGUGGUCUUUUCCUUGCUGCCGGUCUUUUGUAA
Didymella exigua CBS 183.55 is the source of this 456-nucleotide messenger RNA. RefSeq lists its product as uncharacterized. Lineage: Eukaryota; Fungi; Ascomycota; Dothideomycetes; Pleosporales; Didymellaceae. The coding region runs from base 1 to 456 and encodes 151 amino acids. The transcript has a single exon. The record is from RefSeq and is a predicted model, not a curated record.